AUGACGGUCCCGAGCCACGCCGUCGGCGACGUCGACGACGUCGACGAUAGACUCGACGCGCUGCGGAAACGGCUCGCGCGCGGAUCCGACGUCUCUGUAACGGUCGGGACCGCGGGUUUAGAGGGACGGGUCUCGCCCGAGAGAUUGUCGCGGGAGUCGUCGAAGGAGCUCUCCGUCCCGCCCGCCGCGAGCGGCCCGCGCGACGAGCGCCCGCAGAGGCCGAGGCGCGCCGAGCCCGUGGACGUCAUGCCAUCGCCGACCGCGCGGUCGCCUCGCCCUUCAUCGCCGCGCUCGUCGACAACCGCCGCGACGCAUCGGAGGUGGAACGCCCACUACGACGUCAACACCACCCCGGCGUUGACGUCCCCGGGGAGAGGACGCGAGCGCGCGGCCGCGUACGGGUCGCCCGCGAGGUUCGGCAUCGUCCCGAUCUCCCCCGCGCCGUCGCUGGGCGUGCUCGCGGGGGACGGAGACGGGCGCGGGCGUUCGAUUCACGACGGGCGCGGCGAUUCGACGCGUCACUCGACGCUGCGUCGUCAUCCUCGAAUGGGGGAUGAUCUCUUCGGGGAGGACAACCGGGCGGCCGGGCGCUUCGCGACGUCGAUCGGCGACGACGUCGCGACGGUGACCAUGACGUUGCGGGAGCGCGACGAGAUCCACGCCAAGCUCGUGCGGCUGACGGGAGAACGAGACGCGUCGCGCGCGGAGUGCGCGUCGCUCGCGAGAAACCUGACGGAGACGACGGUGGAAUUGGAUCGCGUCCGGAGCAGGUACGCCGACGUCGCCGCCAGGCUGGACGCCGUCGCGGAGGACCUCGCGACACACCGCGCGCGCGUGGGUGCGAGGAAUGGCGGCGGGGGGGGCUUCGGACACCCGGCGCUGGCGGGGGCGACCGCGGACGCGCGCGUCGCCGCGAGCGAGCUCCGCGCCGCCGUCGAGGAUUUGAUCGCCGAAUCAUCGAUCGACGACGACGAUCGAGUCGGUCGUCGUCGCGUCGCGGGCGUCGUUCGCGAACGGACGCGCGCGCUCAUCGCGCGGGCGGAGGACGUCGCGAUCGCGGCGAUGGGUGAGCUUGCCGCCGCGGCGUCUCGCGAGGCGACGGGCGGGCGGCGUUACAAGCUGCCCAUCUACUGA
This is a messenger RNA of Micromonas commoda, 1134 nucleotides long. RefSeq lists its product with no specific name. The transcript has a single exon. The record is from RefSeq and is a predicted model, not a curated record. NCBI's taxonomy places the organism in Eukaryota, Viridiplantae, Chlorophyta, Mamiellophyceae, Mamiellales, Mamiellaceae. Bases 1 to 1134 code for a protein of 377 amino acids.